Betta splendens (Siamese fighting fish) is the source of this 6189-nucleotide messenger RNA. It is a transcript of the gene cckbra, whose product is annotated as cholecystokinin B receptor a. Lineage: Eukaryota; Metazoa; Chordata; Actinopteri; Anabantiformes; Osphronemidae. The coding region runs from base 287 to 1654 and encodes 455 amino acids. Gene Ontology annotation, molecular function: gastrin receptor activity; neuropeptide receptor activity. Gene Ontology annotation, cellular component: membrane. The record is from RefSeq and is a predicted model, not a curated record. Gene Ontology annotation, biological process: neuropeptide signaling pathway. The transcript has 5 exons.
UCCACAGUCCUGUGCCGUUGGCGCCGCGCGGCACUUCACGGGGCUUCCCCUCGCGACUCCACAUCAAUUAACCCGUCGCACGCCGGCGACUCUUCGCCCGUUUCGCGCUGCCACGCGCUACUUUUGAUGCGCUCGAGUCAACUUUCGCGGCACCCCCCGUGGACGAGGCUGUUAUGACGGAGGCGGCGGCGGCGGCAAGUUGAUCGCGGCGCGGCUCCGGUUCCGAGCACGUACCGUACGAGCGGCGGCGGUCGCGUAACAGUCAGUACUCGUCCUUGUGUGCGCGAUGGCUCUGCAGGCGCUGAACGCGAGCGCGAGCGCGCUGGAGGAAGCGGCCGCCUGCGCGGAGCAGCGGAACCUCAGCGUGGAAGUUAGCGACUAUAACAUCAGCUGCACGAACAGGUCCGUCCUCCCCAGACCAUCCAUCAGAGCCAAAGAGAUGGACUCGCUGCGUAUCCUGCUCUACACACUCAUCUUCCUGCUCAGCGUCUUCGGCAACCUGUUGAUCAUCGUGGUCCUCAUUCUGAACAAGCGCAUGCGAACCGUCACCAACUCCUUCCUGCUGUCGCUGGCGGUCAGUGACCUGAUGAUGGCCAUCUUCUGCAUGCCGUUCACCCUCAUUCCCAACAUCUUGGAGGACUUCAUCUUCGGAGCCGCCAUGUGCAAGAUCGUCACCUACUUUAUGGGAAUCUCCGUCAGCAUCUCCACCUUCAGCCUUGUGGCUAUUGCCAUUGAGCGGUACAGCGCCAUCUGUAACCCACUGAAGUCGCGAGCGUGGCAGACUCGUUCGCACGCCUACCGCGUCAUCGCUGUUACCUGGGCAGUGUCCCUGCUCAUCAUGGUGCCCUACCCAGUGUUCAGCAUCCUCAAGUCCUACCCUAAAGCCAACGGUAUAAUUGGGCACAUGUGUCGUCUGGACUGGCCCAGUAAGCAAGCUGAGCAAACUUGGUAUGUGCUGCUGCUGUUCACUCUUUUCUUCAUCCCGGGAGUGGUAAUGAUUGUGGCCUAUGGUCUGAUCUCCAGAGAGCUCUAUCGAGGCAUUCAGUUUGAACUGGGCCAGAACAGGGAGACUGCAGGCCAGAAGAACGGGGUCGGUCGGUCCGUGUCGGGGUUGAACGAUGACGACGACGGCUGCUACAUCCAGGUCCAUAAGAAGCCCUCCUCCUCUGUGGAGCUGCCCACCCUCUCCGCCUCGUCCGGCGCCGCCCAGGCCAAGACGGAGCGGGCCCGCAGCAACACGUCGGAGGCCAAGCUGCAGGCCAAGAGGCGGGUCAUCCGCAUGCUGAUGGUGAUCGUAGCGCUCUUCUUCAUCUGCUGGAUGCCUCUGUACUCAGCCAACACCUGGAGGGCCUUUGACCUGAGGUCAGCCUCCAAAGCCCUGUCCGGAGCCCCCAUCUCCUUCAUCCACCUCCUGUCUUACACGUCGGCCUGCGUCAACCCCAUCAUCUACUGCUUCAUGAACACGCGCUUCCGCAAGGCCCUGCUGUCCACGUUCGCCUGCUGCUGCCGCAGCCGCUUGUGCCGCUGGUGCUGGGGCCGCAGGAGGAGGGAGGGGGGCGAGGACGGCAUCACCGCCACCUCCAUGGCCACGUCCAUGGCCACGUCCAUGUCCAGGUUCAGCUACACCACUGUGAGCACCACCGCCACCUGCUGAGGUCCCGGGCAGCGUCCGCCGGCACCUCCCGUCUUCGCCGUGUUGUUGCUUUUCUGAACCUCGGGUUUAUCGGUCUUCAUCUUAAUGUGCUGUGAGUCACGCGCUGAGUAAAAUCCCCGCUCCCGUUCACGAGGCCCUUUUAAAAGGUCUCGUUCAGACUCUGCGUGCAUGGUUGCAGAAUGUGAGGCGAGUAAAAGCAUCACUUCAGUUAAGUGACUUUUUUUUUUUUUUUAAUUGGCAGCAUCCGCUUUGUUGCGUCCUAAAAAAAGAACAUCAAGUGCCUGUGCUGUUUGUGCAGCUUUAUUUGUCACUGUAGUUUGUUGGCUUGCGGAGACGGUCGUCUUAGUGGAUGGGGCUUGUAUUUACAGUAUGUUCUGAUAGUGCCAAAGGUUAAGUUCUGACGGAGACACACUGUUAAACAAUGAUGACUCAUUACCUAUAAUGAAUGUUCAUGUUCGUCCAGUCCGAGUGUCUCUAUGGGAGUGAACGUUAUACACAUCAUGAGGCUUGGAAGCCACCUUUUAUAUCACAUAACAUGCACCCACUGGCUUCUAAUGGUUUGGACACCAUAUUUAUAAUGAAAGGGGUCAAAACAUUAGAAUCACUUCCUACGACUCCAGCACCUGCCUCAAUAAUGAACAUUAUCAUUACACACACAGUAUGUUUUACAUUUUAUCAGCCAUCAUGUGUAAAAACAAUUUCAUCAAGUUCAUCAAGACCAAAAAUAUUUAUUUAUUCAUAUGAUCUUGUUCUGGAAAUGAAUUAUGAGUGGUACUGAUGAGGCAGAUGUAUCUUUAGCUCAACAUCUUCAUACUAUGACUUCCCUGUUGUAAGGAUUGAGGCCGCUUCCUCGUUUGUGUCGUGUAACACGCUGGGAUCAAACGUGACUUGGUCGUGGAACCCGUAGUGCAGACUGUGCAGUAGUAGCUGCUCCCAGUGUGCUUUGAACACUGAUGCAGACAUUAACAUCGGUAUGUGAAUUAGCCGAUAGUACAUGAAAGGCUGAUAGCACCUGCUUCCUGCUCCAGUCUGCCCCGGCUACAAAUGGCACGGGAGCAGUGCUUUAGUCAAACUCACCUUUUCAGCUCAAUUACCUCAGUGUUGUCUUUUAUGUACUCUCUCUGCCUUCUGCUGCAGCGCUGCCAAUUACCCUGAGCAUUACCUAAGUACAAAGCCCUCGUUUCUGAGGCUCAGACUAACGAGGUGUUUCUCAGGGACUCUCUCCUUGCGGCACGAGCUUCGUGGGUUUGCCUUGGCGACAGAUGUCAGCGCUUGCAUGUUCCGUCGCCGGCUCUUUUGAUAAUAACGAAGACAAGCUUGAUUUCUGAAGGAACCUCUGCGCAGCGUGUUACAAGGAGAGCGGGGUGGCAGCAACAACAAAACGAGUGGGUGCACACAGAUAAUUGAGUUUCAACACUGAAAUAAUCGACUAGAUUAGAAAAAGCUAUUUUAGAAAGAAUGAUUAUAUUAAGACAAGCAUGCAGAGUUUUGGUAAUUCACUACAUUACUUGAAGGUUAGAUAAGAAUGGUGCCAUGUGGUAUAUUACUUUUAAAAAGGCUGGAGCAUUUAAAGCUAAUGUUGCUGUGACAUUGGGAGAAAUGAUUUAUUAAAGGUUAAUCAUCCUCCUUGUUAUUGCGAUGCUGCACCAUCGUUAAGCUGUCGUUAACCAAAUGCUACCUCCUCAGUGCUCCACGUUGGUCCAUGUUUGGGUGUGAAACUGCAGUGGAUGCUUUGGGUCCGAGCAUCUGAGGCUUUAGUUUGCCUAAAGCUGCGCUCCCUCGGUCGGCUCCUCAUGUCUUGGCGUGGCCCGUGUCAUCCAGGGAGGACAGAGUAAUUGCACUUGGGAAACUACUUUUGCGUGUUGUGAGUGACACAUUUUGCUACCGUAGCCGUUCGUGUUGUUUUUCCAGAAAGAAACUGAACCAAGAGGAAAAUGAUUAUUUCAAAACUGAUUUGGACCAAACCGAGACACACUAGAUUGUAAAAUGAAGGCGUGAGCUUGUAUUGUAUGAGACAUAAUUGUGUUUGGACAAAGCCACCUGACGUCCAUCUUUAGUAGCUGCUUAGUUUGCAACCUGUCCCACUACUACGUACAAGCAGCACUCGUCUUGUGUAAAUGCAGGAGGACACUCCUGUGUUUUGUUGUUUUUUUAGUUUGGAGGAGAAACUAUGUACUGUGAAUGAUCCUGACCUCUAAAGCCCCCUGGGAGACUUCACUGCACACGCUGUCUUUAUUUAACUGGAGUCUUUCUUCCCGACUGUUCGUGCCGUCAGCACCCUACGAACAAAGUCAACAGACGUUGUUCAUUAAUGACUGAUUGUCUGCUUUAUGCCACAAUACGGAUGUGAACCGCGUUGCAGCGAAUACAUUAACGCCCCAUUAGGAUACGAGGCCCAUUGAACCUUUUCUGCUGGCCUCUGCGGCUGCAAAGUAGCUGGAUUUGUGUUACGCAGCGUGAUGUGUUACGUCGGCGCUAAACACUGACAGCUUAGCGCUGUCAUCUCGCAGCGCUUUCAAGUUUGAUCCGCUUUUUUUUAUGUCCUUCCACCGCCGAGAACCCCCCGUUCCCGCAGCCCCCCCCCCAUCCGCCCCCACCCCUCGGUUUUAUCCCUUCCAGUGCAGAGGCGUGCGAAUACAUGAAUGACAAUAGCGUGCGGGUGACAGCUGAGAUUUGCAGGCACAAGCGCCGCUGUCCGAGAGCGGUUUACAGGCGGCGGCGGCGAAUCUGGCGCGCUGACAGACGACUGGCAGCAAAGCCUUACUGAGCACGAGCCCCGACUCUUUGUAACUGAGGCAGCAGACAACGAGCCAUUUCCAUAUUCUCACCGGCGGGAUUGAUGUGACCAUCUGUUCGCCCCCUCCAAUUCCCCGUGACAUUGAAAUUCUUGAGAAUGUUCUGAGGAAGCUGGAGAUUUUAGUUUAAUGAAGUGCAAGUUCUUAAUGUCAGAAGACUGUGAAGGGAAGCGUCCUCAGCUGUGGGUGUUCUUAUAUGGUUGCAUGCGGAGUCACAGCUUCAUUAAGUGCGUUAACGUUAGUCUGCUUUCAUUCAUUCACAUGAACCCAUUCAAAUAUAUGUAACCGUGUUCACCUAAACCUCCGGUAGAGACCAAGAUGCUUUAGAAAAGUUUUCAUUUAACUUCGCUGUUCACAUGAUCAGCAGAUACAGAUGUGAUUUAUAAAACCGAACAAACCACAGCAGAAGAUGUUUGUGCUGUUACUCAUCACACACAGCAAAUACGUCUUGAAUUCAGCCGAUGCUGUUCCUAACGCGGGCAGAUCUAUUGACCAGAACCCGAAUGCGCAGGAGUGACCGAGCACUUGGAGGAUCCAGUGAAGGAUGAGCAGUCCGAGCCACUGAAAGGUCUGCGCGGCAGUGAGUCGGCAGGUGAAAUGCUCCUCGGGGGGAAGAAGCCUGAUUCUGACCCCGUCCUCAGAACAAUGUCUGAUGCAAAUGGGAAGUGAAACGAGACAGAGAGUCCUCUUAUCUCUACCUCCCUCAACAAGAAUUUCAAUAGGUGCUCGAGGCGAAGGGGGGGAAAUAAAUAAAUAAAAACAGCAAACCUCAUUUUCCUGUGCACGACACGUGGAACACAUUGUGAUCAUCUGGGGACACAAAAGAAGUCGCACAAGAAUCAAACGGCCGCCGUCUUUAAUGAAACGGCAACAAAACGGUUUCCCAACAUGUGUUUCAAGCGCCGACGAAACGCCCUCAGAGAUGGUGUGCUCUUUGAGCUGCUGAUAAGGAUUUUGAUUAUGAAUGAGCCUUAGCUCUAAUUCGGGGGAUUUUCCAGGCUUACUUUUCUAAUUGUAGGAUCACGCGCCGCGCAGAACAGUUAAACCGCUGGUGGAACCGAGGUUCUUCUCGGACGGAGCGGCCGUUAGCGAACGGAAGGAAGCCGUUCCUCUCAUGCUGUAGAACACGUGCCUCGGCUGCAGAAUAAUUUAUAAUUGCAAAGAGAGUGUUUUGUAGAUUUGCCUCAGGCACAGACGGGUUUGUUUCUUUUUUGUUUUGGCCCUACAGGUUCGGUACCUAAGAGAAGUCGAGUUACCGCGAUAUCUCUGAUUUCACAUCUUCCUCUCGUGUACGAUCUCCUACAGCCGCGCGCGUCUCGUGAAAAGAAGGGGAGCGCCGGCGUCAGCGCUAACGUGCUCGGGCCUCGGCUCCGACGGACAAAGCCCAGCAGUAAACACAGCCAGAGACGCUGGUGGCGACAGCACGCGUUUAGCUUGUUGGCAGUGGAACCGCUGCGUGUUUGUGCGUCCGCUCGUGGUCGGCGUCUACCGGAGCAGCCUGCGUGUGCGCUGCUCCUCAUUUAGCCACAUCUGGUGCCUGCUCGUGCUACAGUAGAAACUAUGUAACUGUUAUAGAGAAGGUUAUUCAGCAUUAGCCUAUAGAUGUUUGUGAUGUUUUGCUUUUCAUGUAUCUCUUGUACAAUAUAAUUGGAGCAGUGUUGGUUUAUGAUUUCUGACUACAUGUGUGGUGUUUUUCAUGCCAAAUGUCUAUUAACCAACAAAAUAAAUAUUAGGACAACC